AAACCGCCGACCAGUUACGUACGACGUGUUUCAUCUUAAACGUACGACGUGUUUCAUCUUACACAUACACGAUCUUUGGUCUCCACUUUCUCUCCAUAACCACAAGAUGGCGCUAAAACACAGGUUAUAUUUUCUAGCUCCUACAUAAGUAUGAUACAUCUGCUUGCUUUGAUGUACAUAUACUCCAAAGCAGCAGCACAAUAAUUAAUUUGUAUGAUAAUGGUCGUUUAAAGUGGGUGAACAAGCAACUGAAAGUAACACGCUAUUUGAUUUUAAUUAAUUGUUUGUUAAUUUCAGUCUUGUGCUCCGGAACCUUUGUUCGGUGGUUUGCGGCUUCACUACGACAUAAUUCGUUGAUGGACUAUACACAAACCAACGUGUGUGACCCGACAACCGUCUGAGGAUAAAUGUAGAUAUCAGUCGUCGACACUGCUUCAUUACUCUACUCUAUAUUGAAUAUUGGUGUUUGUGUAACUUACGAAAUAUCAAGAUAUUAACGCAUGAAACAAACGGAGCAACGUCAGCUAACUUACGAGCACAACACAAGAUAUCCAAGUGAGCACCCUCAUGCUGAUUGGAAAGGCCUGCAGAUUCGGUGGACGUGUCCGGUCUUGUGUUGUCCAACCUCUGGCCUGUCUUUUUACCGCUUCCAGCAACAUGGCCAAGAGCAAGUUUGAGUACGUCCGCAACUUUGAAACCGAUGACACUUGUCUCCGAAACUGCUACAUUGUUGUGAGACUGGAUGGACGCAACUUCCACAAGUUUGCAGAGCAGCACAAGUUUAUAAAGCCCAGUGAUAACCGGGCUUUGGGCCUGAUGACCCGGAGUGCACGCUCUGUCAUGGAAGAACUAGAGGACGUCAGUAUUGCUUAUGGUCAAAGUGAUGAGUUCAGCUUUGUUUUCAAGAGGACCUCUACCUGGUUUAAGAGGAGAGCCAGUAAGCUCAUGACUCAUGUGGCCUCCCAGUUCUCCUCCUCAUAUGUGUUUUACUGGAAGGAGUUUUUCGGGGAGCAGCCCCUCUUGUACCCCCCGGGCUUUGACGGACGCGUGGUCCUGUAUCCCAGCAACCGCAACCUCAGAGACUACCUCAGCUGGAGGCAAGCAGACUGUCACAUCAAUAAUCUGUACAACACAGUGUUUUGGACUUUAGUACAAAAGGGGGGACUCACCACAGCCCAGGCAGAGGAUCGCUUAAAGGGAACAUUAGCUGCAGACAAAAACGAGAUCCUGUUCUCUGAGUUUGAUAUCAACUACAACACCGAGUCUGCCCUCCACAGGAAAGGCACCACUCUCAUCUGGGAAAAGCGAGAUGAAACUGCCACCAAGCGCGUGAAGCGGCCGAACGGAGAGGAGGAGGAUGUGGCCGUUACUCGCAGCAGGAGGCGGGUGCACGCCCACCACGGCGACAUCAUAGGAGAGCAGUUCUGGGAGGAGCACCCGGACAUCCUGGAGGACGACGCCUGAUGACGGCUCCUGUGCUGCUGCAGGAGAACAUGACUGAACUGAGCGGAGCCAUGCGAGCAGUGGACAUAUGAUAGAGCGGCUUGAUGUUGACUGAUGUAGAUGAACAACUGUGUCAAACAGCAUGCUACCCGUGAAGCUCAGGGCCCCUUGGAUCCCUCGUAAGAGCGUUUUUUCCGAGACUGAAGCCUUUGAUGGUUGACUCUGUACGAUUACUCUCUCACAGCCGGAACAUAUUCAUACUUCUACGUAUUAAACUUCAAUCAUAAUGUUGCCUUAAAGUGGGACGUUUUCUGCUUAAAUUGAUGAUGAUACCUGUCAUGCUCAAAGGGAAGCAGAUGAUUUCAUAAUCUUUUUUAGCAGCGGGUGUUGAGGACACACACAGCAGUCUGAUUCUGCCCCUCAGGUCUUCCCACUCCUUGUCAUGCUCUACUAAGGUUGCUUUUCCAAAAAUAUAUCUUCAUUUGAUAUCAUGAAUAUCAUUUAAAUACUACCAUCACCGUCUUUCUUUUAACAUGACACCUCUUGACCCCACUGUUCUCUUUAUCUUGCUUUGUUUUCUUCUUUUUGUUCAGGUUCCUAAUCUUUGAAUUUUAAAUGAUUCCGGAAGCCUAUCUGCAAAGUGUUCAAUAUCACUUAGUCCGUAGUAAGAAAGAGCAUAUCUGAGCCAGGAAUGAGCAGAGUGGAGCACGAACCAAUACCUUGGCAGGACCGAGUGGCCUUGUCUUGCAGCCAGGACGCCAUUUAGAGAUGUGAAUGGAUUUGGCGGCCUGCACUGUCACCGGUGCUAAGAAUACCUCACACACCCUGCUGCGUACACGCCAGCCCUCUGACAUGUGCUCUGUGGCAUAUUUAUCAUUGCACUUAUAAAUGACCGGCUCAGUAUGAAUGGCUGCUGGAUUCCUGGAGUGGUAGAAGCCAACUGUAUUUUGAUACUGCGUAGUAGGCUCGGUUACAGUAUUUUUGGUCUUCUGACCUUGUUUUUUGAAAAGAAACAUCAUGUAGCUUCUCCACUGUACUUUAUGUAACCAGGAUCCAACUCAGCUCUUCAGCAUUUGGGAUCAAAUGAUUUCUCUAAAGCCCAUUUGUUAUAAUAAGACCUCUAUAAUAAGUUGGUGAACAAUUACACACUGCACUUAAAUGAACUACGGUGUACAAAAACAGGUUCUGAUUGCAGAAGUUGCUCUUUUCUUAAAGACAUUAACCCAAUGCUUAGAUCAGUUCACUUGGACCAGUGCCAACACGUGACUCGACAUACGACCUUAUAGUAUAGAAGGUAUCUAAGUGACCAGAACAUGUUGAGGCAAGUGGUGUGGUUAUUUAAAGACAGCAUGUGUUUAUUUGCAGGGCCUGAACUUAAUCCUGGUUGGGAAAGAAAAAAAACGAGGAAAAAGUCGACACAACCUCAAUAAAACUGUCCUUAAAUAGCUCUUUGAAAAAUAUUUCCUGUACUUGGUUGUGAUUCGUCACGUAGCCCCUGAGAAGUAAGCUGCUUUUACGUCGUAGUGUUCAGACUGCAAUUAAGAGCAAACGAGUGGAAACAAAAUGUGCAUGUAGGCCAAGGAGACAGCAUCGCCCACUUGUUGAAAAGAACCACAGAACAAACUGAUGCCAACAUGGCUGCAGAGCCACUAACGAACAGCGGAGUAAAAUCCAUUGUGCUGUAAUGCAAUCGAUUCAGCUAACUCAAAAGGUUAUUUACCCGUUUGUAUGUGUUUUCACUUGUUAAGAAAUCCUUCCAAAUACUUCAGGCAAUUUAAGUGGUGUGACUACAAGGCAUAUUACAUCAGUUGGGAUAAUAACCAUUUUGGAAUAAUGUGGGAACACUCCCAAUUCAGAAUAAAAGGAAGUUUUACUGUUUUUCUCAUUCUGCCAACGUUGGGUGAAUGCAGCAUUAUAAUAAUGAAUUCUGAUAAUUAAUAAUGUACUCGAUUCUACACAAAAAAGUUGGUUUAAUUGUCAUACUACUCCGGUGGUGAAAAUGGUUGUAUAAUGUCUUCAGUGGUCUGAGAAGAUAACUGAAGAUGCAGUGAUGUCCUCAGGGUUAUCUCCACUUGAAACAUACUGUAAUGACUAAAAGUGGAGCUAUUUCGGUCUUUUCUUUUCUUUUCUGUUUUAAUCUGUCUCUUGUGAGUCCACCAACUUAAUCGAAGUAUGAUAAUAAAUUGCUAGGAUACCCCUUUAAGAAAUGGUGAUGAAAAAAUGCAGAUAGUCCUUAAACAACCCCUUCAAUUAUGAAACUCGUUGCACAAUCGUUUAAUGAUGCUUGUUUUUAUCAUUAUUAUAGAUUAAGAAUGAAAAAAUAUAC
This is a messenger RNA of Anarrhichthys ocellatus (wolf-eel), 3769 nucleotides long. RefSeq names its product tRNA-histidine guanylyltransferase 1-like (gene thg1l). Gene Ontology annotation, molecular function: magnesium ion binding; tRNA guanylyltransferase activity. The transcript is spliced from 7 exons. The coding region runs from base 568 to 1464 and encodes 298 amino acids. Lineage: Eukaryota; Metazoa; Chordata; Actinopteri; Perciformes; Anarhichadidae. Gene Ontology annotation, biological process: tRNA modification. The record is from RefSeq and is a predicted model, not a curated record.